AUGGAUUCUGCUACAAAAGUUCUGUACGAUCUGGGAGAAGAGCUCAUGAACUUAAAUUUCGGUGCCCUCACUCCGGGCUACUAUCUGAAUGAAAAACUGAUCAAGAUCGUUGACGAUUUCCUACCUGAAGAUAUCACGCCAGCACAAGGACGGCUUUAUGUCUCGUUAACUAUAAGAAAAGAGCGAAAGAAUCACCUUGUAUGUCAAUUUAAAAAUAGAGAGCACUUGUUGCAAUGUUUAAUGGCAAGCUGUUAUAUUCCUAUGUACUCGAUGGGUUAUGGUGCCGAGCCACCUAUUAUUGAUGGCCAUGUAAGUACAUUGUAUUUUAUUAUUUAUAGAAUUAAUAAUACUUUAAAAGUGAAGUUAAUUCUAUGGUUCAACUGCAGUUCCAAGAAUUUUACCGGUAUUUUUUUAAUACAAACGACACUAUCGCAAAAGUAAGG
Strongylus vulgaris is the source of this 443-nucleotide messenger RNA. The record is from the annotation of a GenBank genome assembly. Lineage: Eukaryota; Metazoa; Nematoda; Chromadorea; Rhabditida; Strongylidae.